ACUCAGCACAGAAAUCCUACUAUGGCGCCUACAACCACCGCCACAAUGACCAACUCUAAGGAGCACCUGGCUCUGAACCACAAGCUCAGAAAGCCUCUGGUAGAAAAAUUACGAAGAGAGCGAAUCAACAGCAGCAUCGAGCAGCUCAACUCUCUCCUGGGUCCAGAGUUCCUCAACCAGCAGCCAGAGUCCAAGCUGGAGAAAGCAGACAUCCUGGAAAUGACAGUUUGCUUCCUGACCAAGCUGCUGCAGCAGAACCAGCAGCAGAAAAAACAGCUGAACCGACUUAAAAACCCCAAGGCUUGUUUUGAUGCCAAUGAGGCUGAAGUUUCUCUGAGCUCCUCAGAUCAGACUAAAGCUGAAGAUCCAGAUCCUAACGUUCUAUGGAGGCCUUGGUAGAUGCCUACUGACUCUCUACUAGGCUGACGAAAGCUGAACGAAGAUCACAUUGGUCAAAUAUUACUAGCUUCUUUUAAUAAUGUAUAUAUGUUUUGUUUCUUUUUGGAAAAUUACAUUUUUUUUUUCAUUUUAAGAAAGACAAGAUUUUAUAACACAUGUUGCAUAAAAUUUUACUAAUUGAGUAAGAAUUUUUUUGUUUCUGUGCUAACACUACUGAUAAUAAUAUCGAUAUGAUUCAUUGUGUGCUUACCAAUGAAAAAGACCUUAUUGGUGAAAGAUUGUUGAACUAAAUGUCUUUUUUAGACGUGUUCUACUGUUUCUACAGAAGAAUUGCUUCUAUCUAGGGAGUCUCUUUAUUGACUUGUUUUCAAUGUAAGCUAUACAUUUCUUUUGAAAUAACUAACAGCACUGAUGCAUGUUGCAUGAAGUAAUACUGUUUGCCAAUUAAUUAUGAUUAAUUGAAUUCAGUAAUUGUAAAGAAUCGUGAUCUGUUUCAGGGUCAAAUGAUUGGUGUCCUUUACUUUUUUAGAAAGUCUAAAGUUGUUUUCUUACACGUUUUCUAAAAUGUAAAAGAAUACGAGUUCUGUAAGUUGAUAAUCUUUUAUAAAGGUGUUUCACUCUCUGAGUACACUGUGCCUUUUAAAACCUACAAGUUAUUUGUUUGAUGAUUCAACAGAUUUAUYUGAGACCUCACCACUUCUGCUGGUUAAGUUAAUAAAUGAAAAAUA
Messenger RNA from Poecilia reticulata (guppy), 1127 nucleotides. RefSeq names its product transcription factor HES-5-like. Gene Ontology annotation, molecular function: protein dimerization activity. The record is from RefSeq and is a predicted model, not a curated record. NCBI's taxonomy places the organism in Eukaryota, Metazoa, Chordata, Actinopteri, Cyprinodontiformes, Poeciliidae.